Salvia splendens (bonfire salvia) is the source of this 1656-nucleotide messenger RNA. RefSeq lists its product as uncharacterized. Lineage: Eukaryota; Viridiplantae; Streptophyta; Magnoliopsida; Lamiales; Lamiaceae. The transcript has 5 exons. Gene Ontology annotation, molecular function: nucleic acid binding; RNA-DNA hybrid ribonuclease activity. Bases 1 to 1656 code for a protein of 551 amino acids. The record is from RefSeq and is a predicted model, not a curated record.
AUGGGGUUCUCGGACAAAUGGUUAAGGCUGAUUGGAAACUGUAUAUCUUCUUGUUGGUUUUCUGUUUUAAUAAACGGGAGUGUGGCUGGUUUCUUUAAAUCGUCACGGGGGCUCAGACAAGGGGAUCCGAUCUCACCCUCAUUAUUUAUCUUAGCAGCGGAUUACUUGUCAAGGCUGCUAGAUCAUCUCAUCAUUGGCCGUGAGGAGAUGAUGUAUCGCACGGCAAGGUAUACUAUGGGAAUAUCUCAUUUGGCGUAUGCAGAUGAUAUUAUGGUUUUCUCGCAGGCCAAGACUUCUUCACUCCUGCAGCUUACUGAUUGUUUGAGUCAUUAUAUGAAGGUUUCUGGUCAAAAAGUCAAUGUAGGAAAGAGCUGCUUCUACUUGGACAAAAAACAUGCUGCAUGGGCAAGGGAGGUUAGGGAAGUUAGUCGGUUUCAACAGGGGUCCCUUCCUUUUACUUAUCUGGGAUCCCCAAUCUUUAAGGGCUGGAAGAAAACAAAUGAGGGGGGCUUGGGCAUACGUAGCUUGGCAGAUUCGGUGGAGGCCUUUAGUCUCAAAAUGUGGUGGAGGUUUAGGGAACAAGACUCCCUGUGGGCAAGGGAACAGGUCAGAUGGGUGGUGGGAGAGGGGAAUAUCAAUUUUUGGUUUGAUUCUUGGGUGACAAAUUAUCCUCUGAGAGAGGAAGAGGGACUGCCUGAGGAGGUAGUUGAGAGGAUCUUACAGAUUCCCAUUGACAAUGGAGUUAGAGAUAGGGGAAGGUGGAAGUUGUCAAGGAAUGGUGAGUUCUCAACAGCCUCGGCUUGGGAGCUUGUGAGGAGUAGAGCAGAAAGAAACGAGUGUGUGCAUAGGGAGAAGAGGUUUGAUAUUGAGAGUGUGAUCAAGAAAGUUAAUUCACAGCUGCGAAAUUUGGUGUUAGCUAAAGUGAUCUCUCCAGAUCAGUGGAGGGGCUGCUUUCCUAGGUUGGAUGUGAUGUGUGGCGUGGAGCAGGUGGUUCGGAGGGGAAAAGUAGGAAGGGUACAGUGGAGGCCCCCUGAUUCAGGAUGGAUGAAACUAAAUGUGGAUGGUGCGUUUUCUUUAGAAUUAAAAAGGGCAGGUGGGGGAGGUGUGGUAAGGGAUCAGGAGGGGAAAAUUGUAGUGGCAUUUUCUACAGGCUUGGAGAGGAACUCGGGCUUGGAAGCUGAGGUUGGUGCUGUGCUGGCAGGGGUGAUUCUGGCUAAACGGCACACCAGCAGACUCUUGAUUGAAUCGGAUGCAGAUAGAGUUGUGCGAUGGCUGUCAACGGAUCAGCUUGACCCGGCAGAAGUUUGCUCUGAGUUGAGGAGGAUUAGGAAGGAAUUGCAAGGGCUGGAAUGGAGAAUGUCUCACAUUUACAGGGAGGGUAACAAAGCUGCAGAUUUCCUUGCAGGUAUUGGAGUUCUAACGGAGGAGAAGAGAGAAUAUACAAAAAGUUCGCCCCCCCUCGUGUUAGGGCCUUGUGCAGAUUGGAUCAGCUUGGUCUCCCCAAUUUCAGGUUUUGAUCGUGGUUACUUGUGUUGCCUUUGGCUGGAAUGGAGUGCAAUGAUGGCUCGGGAGAUGAUGGACAGGAGGUUUGCUGCUGGUUCAGACACAAGAGUAUACAAUUUGCUGCUGGUUCAGACACAAGAGUAUACAAUUUGA